Encephalitozoon cuniculi GB-M1 is the source of this 1320-nucleotide messenger RNA. RefSeq lists its product as uncharacterized. Gene Ontology annotation, cellular component: cytosol. NCBI's taxonomy places the organism in Eukaryota, Fungi, Microsporidia, Unikaryonidae. Gene Ontology annotation, biological process: positive regulation of translational fidelity; formation of translation preinitiation complex. Bases 1 to 1320 code for a protein of 439 amino acids. The transcript has a single exon. The record is from RefSeq and is marked provisional. Gene Ontology annotation, molecular function: tRNA binding; GTPase activity; translation initiation factor activity.
AUGAAUGAUGCCUUGGAGAUCAUGAAGAAGCAGGCAACUCUCAACAUAGGAACCAUUGGGCAUGUGGCACACGGAAAGUCCACCAUUGUAAAGGCAAUAAGCGGGAUAAGCACAAUAAAAUUCAAGGCAGAGCUCGAGCGCAACAUCACCAUAAAGCUAGGAUAUGCCAACGCCAAGAUAUACAAGUGUGACUCCAAAUGCGUGAGGCCCAACUGCUACCAAUCGUUUGGAAGCUCCAGUCCAGAUCGGCUUUCGUGCAAGAAGUGCGGAGGGACUCUGAAGCUCGUCAGACACGUGUCUUUCGUGGACUGCCCUGGGCACGACGUUUUGAUGGCGACGAUGCUGAACGGAACGGCCAUAAUGGAUGCAGUGCUGCUUCUGAUAGCGGCCAACGAGCCCUGCCCACAGCCCCAGACUACUGAGCAUCUGUUUGCCGUGGAGAUUAUGGACCUCAAGAAGGUCCUGGUUGUACAGAACAAGAUUGAUCUUGUUUCCAGGGAACAAGCGCUGGAGCAGCACGACCAGAUCCAGAAGUUCUUGAAGACAUCGAAUGUCUCAGGGCCUGUGAUCCCGACGGCUGCCCAGAUUGGGGUCAACAUCCCUGCACUCCUGGACUUUAUUGUUAACUACAUUCCCGAGCCUGUCAGAGAUUCGACAGCACGCCCAAAGAUGAUUGUGAUCAGAAGCUUUGAUGUCAACAGGCCGGGAACCAGGGUGUGCGAGAUGUCUGGAGGGGUGAUUGGAGGAAGUCUUGUUACUGGGAUGCUGAGGGUUGGGGACAAGAUCGAGAUAAGGCCUGGACUUGUAAUAAGGAAGGGUAACAGGUUUGUGUGUCGGCCCUUUGUUUCUGAAAUUGUUUCUCUGAAGGCGGAGAGUAUAGAUCUCUCUGAAGCAUAUCCUGGGGGGCUGAUAGGUGUUGGAACAACGAUGGACCCCUCGUUCUGCAAGGCAGACAAGCUGGUUGGACAGGUUAUGGGGAAGCUGGGGUUUCUCCCGUCGAUUUUCCAUAAGAUAACUGUCGAGUAUAGCCUCUUUCCAAAGACGACGAUCCAGGGGAGCUCAAAGCUGAAGGAGGGCGAGCAUGUGCUGCUGAACAUAGGAAGUACAACCACUGGGAGUGUGAUAGGAAGGAUCAACGAGACCUCCGGAGAGUUCGACCUGGUGAAGCCUGCAUGCUGCGAAAUUGGAGAAAGAAUAGCAAUAUCAAGAAAGAUCAACAACCACUGGAGGCUAAUAGGACACGGGGAGAUCAAGGACGGAACAUGUAUUGAGCCGGAGUAUGAUGCCGAGAUAGAUGAUGCGCAGCGGAAGGCCGACUAG